AUGUCAAAACAAGAAGAAAAGGAUUUUAACAAUUUAGCCAGUGUUAAAGAAAAAAUUAAAACUCUUUGUUUUAUUCAACAAGGCUAUACUGGUAAAGUAGUAAUAGAGAACUUUCCUGAUUUAACUCAAUUAAACUUAGACUUUCCAGUUGAAGAGUUAAAAGCAAAGAACCUAAGAACUAUCUCUUAUAGCGAUAAUCCUUUAACUGCCGAGGAAAAAACAAGAUUAGAUGCUUUGGGAUUAGAAGAUACCAUAAAAAGAAGUAGGGUAGAUGGUGAUGCUCAAACUUGGUUAGAUACUAAGUAUCCUCUUGACAAAAGAAGUGAAGUGGAGAAACUAGACUUGAGUAAUUUAGGAUUACAAGGAGAAUUAAACUUAGAAGGAUUUACUAAUUUAAAGAGUUUAGAUUGUAGUGAUAAUGAACUAACUGAUUUGGAUUUGUAUGAGUGUAAGAAAUUGGAAUAUUUGGAUUGUUCAAAUAAUUAUCAAAAUGAAGAGGGAAUUGAUUUUUUAGAUGUUAGUGCAUGUAAGGAAUUAAAAGAAUUACAUGCUAAUCAUUGUAGUUUAAAUUUGACUAAUAAUAAAAAAUUAAAGCACAUUUACUGCUAUGAAAAUCAGAUUGAAGAACUAGAAGUAAAGCAUUUAACAGAAUUAGAGAACUCAUUUUGUUAUCAUAACAAUUUGAGAAAAUUGGAUUGCAGUGGACUAAAAAACUUAAAAGAUUUAUAUUGUGCUAAUGCUUCCAUUGAUUUUGACAAUUUACUAAAAACAUUGAAUGUUGAUGGUUGUGAAGCACUAGAGAAUUUGGAUUGUGCAGAAAAUAAUGGUCUGAAUGAAUUAAAUCUUAUUAAUUUACCUAAACUCAGUUUUGUUUCUAUUAAAGAAUAUGGUCUUAAUCAACUUGAAAUCAAAAAUUGUCCUAGUUUGGAUUCAUUUUCUGGCAAUAAUGUAAUUAUUUUUUCAAAACAAUUAUGGAAUUUUAAAACAACCCUUGCAUCUUAA
Messenger RNA from Entrophospora sp. SA101, 1002 nucleotides. The record is from the annotation of a GenBank genome assembly. Lineage: Eukaryota; Fungi; Glomeromycota; Glomeromycetes; Entrophosporales; Entrophosporaceae.